This is a messenger RNA of Ctenopharyngodon idella (grass carp), 7771 nucleotides long. It is a transcript of the gene scube3, whose product is annotated as signal peptide, CUB domain, EGF-like 3. Gene Ontology annotation, cellular component: cell surface. The transcript is spliced from 23 exons. Gene Ontology annotation, biological process: signal transduction. Lineage: Eukaryota; Metazoa; Chordata; Actinopteri; Cypriniformes; Xenocyprididae. The record is from RefSeq and is a predicted model, not a curated record. Gene Ontology annotation, molecular function: calcium ion binding. The coding region runs from base 386 to 3445 and encodes 1019 amino acids.
CAGAUCCAUUGAGUGAGAAAGAGAGAGAGAGAGCAACGCGUUUUUGUGCAUCUCUCCUCCCCCUUCCUCUCUCUCUCUCUCUCUCUCUCUCUCUGUCUGUGUCUCCUGCAGGACUGAAGAUCAUGAGCGCUCUACUCGACCGUGUUUCUCCUCCUGAUCUCCGCGCGCACAGUCUCCGCAAGACCAAGAAUUAAAACACACACACAGACACACACACAGACACACACACACACACACACUCUCACUCUCUCUCUCUCUCUCAUAUUCACAGCAGCUCCGUUUCCAGCGCCGGGAAUAAAGCUUCAUCCACGUCUGGACUCAAAGUCUCGCAGUUGUGCGCUUUUAUUUAAUUAGUCUCUCUCUGUGAAGGUUCAAGGUGUGUAAUAUGAUGUUCAUGUAUGUUCUGAUGCGCGCUGGCUUUGGAUUAUUCAGCGUCGCUCUGAUCGCCUUUGUCCAGCGGCCAGCCGGCGCUUCUGCCAGCAGAAACCCGCAAGAUGUGGACGAGUGUGUCGAAGACAAGGACAGCUGCAGUUUGGAUGCCAUCUGUCAGAACACCCUCAAGUCAUACAAAUGCAUCUGCAAAUCAGGAUACAAAGGUGAUGGAAAACGCUGUGAAGAUAUCGAUGAGUGUGCCAGCGAAUCUAAUGGAGGAUGCGUUCACGAUUGUAUCAACAUCCCUGGAAACUACAGAUGCACGUGCUACGAUGGCUUCCGUUUGGCCCACGAUGGACACAACUGCCUGGAUGUUGACGAGUGCGCAGAAGGAAACGGCGGUUGCCAGCAGAUCUGUGUCAACAUGAUGGGGAGUUACGAAUGUCGAUGCCGUGACGGAUUUCUCCUGUCCGACAACCAGCACACCUGCAUCCAGAGGCCCAAAGUGCGUUUUAAUGGAACUAAAGAAGCACCCACCUGCAUGGAUAAAAAUCACGGCUGUGCCCACAUUUGCAGAGAGACGCCUAAAGGAACCAUCGCCUGUGAGUGCAGACCGGGAUUUCAGCUCACCAAGAACAACCGAGACUGUAAACUGACGUGUAACUACGGUAACGGCGGCUGUCAGCACAUCUGUGAGGAGAUGGACCACGGGCCCAGAUGUUCGUGUCACAUGAAGUUUGCGCUUCACUCUGAUGGGAAGACCUGUGUAGAGGAAAGGAGUGUCCAACAGCAGCCACUGCAGCCACAGCUGUUACCCAAUGAGACGUGUGCGGUCAAUAACGGAGGCUGCGACAGCACGUGUCAUGACGCCGUGACUGGAGUGCGCUGCAGCUGCCCGGAGGGAUUCACCUUACAGCCGGACCGCAAGACCUGCAAAGACAUUGAUGAAUGCCGCAUGAACAACGGAGGGUGUGACCAUGUGUGUAGAAACACGGUGGGCAGCUUCGAGUGCAGCUGCAAGAAAGGAUACAAACUUCUGACCAAAGAUGAGAGGACGUGCCUAGAUACAGACGAGUGCUCAUUUGACCGGACUUGUGACCACACAUGUGUCAACUCACCUGGAAGUUUCCAGUGCUACUGCCACAAAGGUUACAUCCUCUACGGCGUGGCUCACUGCGGAGAUAUUGACGAGUGCAGCAUUAACCGGGGCGGCUGUAAAUUCGGAUGCGUGAACACUCUGGGCAGUUACGAGUGUACCUGCCCUCCUGGUUACAAACUGCACUGGAACAAGAAGGACUGUAUCGAGCCCGUGAAAUGUGCGUCCAAUCUGGUGGCCCCCAAAGCCACCCUCACUUGCAGUAAGAUGGGGAAAAAAGAGAGCUGCUCUCUCACAUGUGCGUCCAAAGCACAUUAUCUAUCAGAAUCAGACAACAGUUAUUCCGUUAGCUGUGGAAUACCCAUCCUGCGAGGUAAAUCCCAGAGCAAAUUAAACACAAGCAGCAUCCAGAGCUGCAUAGAGACUCAGGCUCCUCCAGUGAAGCAGACGACAUCCUUUCGGAUCAAGAACGCCAAAUGCCACCUGCACCCGAAGCAUAAGGGGAGGGCAGAGGACAACGGCAGACAGAUCGGGCCAGGUGGUCAACCAUGCAACAACUGCCUAGUCACAUUUGUUAACCUGAAGUGUGACUCGUCUAAGAAGGCCAAAGGGCGUCGAGCACGUAACCCGUCAAGCAAAGAGGUCACACGCAUCACUCUAGAGCUGGAGGCCGAAGUCAAGCCAGGGGAAACCACUGGGAACUGUAACAUGAUGUGUCAAAGGCAGCGCAUGGAGCAGCAGAUGAAGUCGUACAUUAAAGCGCUGAAAAAGUCCAUUAACCAGGAGCGUUUCCUCAUCCGCGUGGCUGGAUUGGAGUAUGAGGUCGCACAGAAGCUCCCCCAGGCUGCAUUGAGGCAGGAGAACUGCGGACCAGGCCGAGAGAAAGACAGCGGCCGCUGUGUCAGAUGUUUGCCUGGGUCAUACUACCAUGGUGAGCAGGAGCGCUGCGUCCAGUGCCCGCCUGGAACGUUCCAGGAGCGUGAAGGUCAGCUGGCCUGUGACCUUUGCCCUGGAACAGACCGCCAUGGCCCACUAGGGGCCCGCAACAUCACAUCAUGUGCAGGUCAAUGUCCACCAGGGUAUUUCUCCAGCGAUGGGUUCAAGCCCUGUCAGUCGUGCCCCCUGGGAACGUACCAGCCCGACCCAGGACGAACUCUUUGUUUCCCCUGUGGAGGAGGGCUUGGUACCAAAAGAGAGGGUGCCAGCUCCUUCAAUGACUGUGAGGUCAAAGUGUUGUGUUCUCCAGGUCAUUAUUAUAACACCUCAGUUCAUCGUUGCAUCCGCUGUCCUCAUGGAACCUACCAGGCUGAGUUCAGACAGAAUUACUGCAUCUCCUGCCCUGGAAACACCACCACAGACUUUGACGGGGCCAUCAGCGUCUCUCAGUGCAAGAAUCGGGAAUGUGGGGGUGAAAUAGGAGAGUUCACCGGAUACAUAGAGUCCCCCAACUAUCCAGGAAACUACCCAGCCAAUGUAGAGUGUGUCUGGACCAUCAACCCUCCACCCAAACGCAAGAUUUUGAUCGUGGUUCCAGAGAUCUUCCUCCCAUCUGAGGAUGAAUGUGGAGACGUCCUAGUAAUGAGGAAGAACUGGUCAGCAACCUCCAUCACCACCUAUGAGACAUGUCAGACAUACGAGAGGCCGAUCGCAUUCACGGCCCGAUCGCGCCGCCUCUGGAUCAACUUCAAAUCCAACGAUGUAAACAGUGCUCGCGGGUUCCAGAUUCCAUACGUCACUUAUGAUGAAGACUAUGAGCAGCUGGUUGAAGACAUUGUAAGAGAUGGAAGACUUUAUGCCUCUGAAAACCAUCAGGAAAUACUCAAGGAUAAAAAACUGAUUAAAAAACUGUUCGAUGUGCUGGCUCACCCAAACAAUUACUACAAGUACUCACAUCGGAACUCCACGGAGAUGCUCCCGCGUUCGUUCAUACGUCUCAUCCACAGCAAAGUCUCCGCCUUCCUGCGUCCAUACAAAUAGUCCAAAAGCGCCGUCCGCAUCCACACACCUCCAGUCACCUGGCCUCGAGUCAACGGGAUCCUACACACAUUUAAAGGAAAUACACAAGCACACACAUAUUCAACAACACACACACAACCACACUAUGCAGAUUUCAGAUGUUUCACUUUACCUUUUACUUUUCGUUUUCUUGUCCGUCAUCUCUGAGGGGGAAAAAAGCUUCUGUGUAGUCUACAUGUAACGCAAUGAACGUGUUUCCUUUCUCUACGUGUCGGUCACCGUUCUGUGCCGUGUUGAUGUUUUUGUUCGCUCAUAUAAACGUUUGCACGCUCAGUCCUGAGGCGUCCCGUAGAGGAAGACGAUGGUUUGGGUGGUCCCACAACCACCCGAAAGAGUUUAAACACACGCCUGGUUUUCAUAGACACGAUAAAGAGCGUGUUGUACAGACAAAAGAAAGUUGUAGCAUGUCAAAGAAAAGAAAAUCUAUUUGUCGAACUGGAGCUAGCUGUGAUUGUGCUUUAAAAAUAGGCUUCUUCCCAAGUUCCAGCUCUCGUAAACUCUACUAGUUCUCAGAAUAAAUGUACAAUCUUUUGUAUUUCUGUACUUUUAGUGUGCUCUUGGUAAGAUCUAAUUCAUAUCAAGCAUUUCACAAUGUUAAAACAUUAUAUUUGAGCUCCUAGAGCAUACAUGUAAUCUCUAAAGGUCAUGCUGUUAAAACAGUAAUGUUUCGUUAAGGUCUGCCUGUUCAGAUUGUAUUAUUGUCAACUGCAUAUUCGUCUAUUUCCUAAUAUUUAACAAAGCAUAGAAGAUGUGCGUUAUUGGAAAGGCUCGGGUGAUGAGAAGGUCGGUUGGUAUUUUAAGAACAGUGGACUGUUAACACUCAGUUCUGUGAGUUUUUUGCAGGACAUGCAAUUGCUGCUUCUUCAGAAACGUCACUUUAAGCCUUCGGUUUUGCCUAAUGCAAUUCAAGACAUUUCCUACAGAGAAGAGCAGUCGAGGGGCCGAACUCUUUCGCAGGUUGGAAGUAAUGUUUUCAUAAUGCAGACACGAAUCACUGAUAAACGUAAACCACAGGUCGACGUGGAUGGACUUUUCAGUCACGCGCAAGAUGAAAUGACAGUGUUUUGAGUUUGUUUUGCACAUUAUAGAAGGACCCAAAGAGAUGCAGCGUUCAGGUUACAAGUGUUGGGUUUCACCGGACCGCGGUUAGAUUUGCUUGCAAGUGCCUGAAGUGCAAACGUGUUAGGAUAGGCCUGUGGAUGUCAACAUUUAUGAGUGUUUCCUGUAUUAAUUAUGAAUGAGUAUUCCUCAUGAAUGUGUUCAUAGGUAGAGCCCUUCACAUAAAGUGUGAGAACCAAACUUCGAGAAGGUCAAACCAUAGCCAGUUUUUAUAUGUAAACAGAAAAGGACUGGUCAGAAUGGUAGUUUACUGUUGUCUCUUUUUUUUUGUAUGUUGUAAAUAUGAAAUAAACGUAGACUAAUUGGAGUCUGAGAGAGAAGUCCAAACACAAGUUGUUCUCCCAAAUUUUCCGCUGUACUAUCCUCCAUUCCAAAGGCGGACGCAAAAGAGGGUGUGUUUAGACAUCAAGCAUCAAGGCCAGAAACAGUCUACGCAAGUACGCAAACGCUUGUCCAACAUAUUGCCAGCACAAUACAUCACGUACAUCGUACGUACGUGCCUCGUACAUAAACACGCAUCUUGCAUUGCUGUGACGGUAACAAGCCUCUGGGCUUAAGGGGGCGAUAGUUGCAUUCGUUUGUUUGUUCUAAACCAGGAAGCUAGCUAUACACGUCGACUUUAACUUGCUCAACAAGAUCUCAGUAGCUGACCUGAAAGACAAAACUUACAGUACUUGCACAUUUCUAGAAAUGUUUGCAUUUACAUACUUGUGUAGAAUGUUUUGGGACCAUUUCUGUGCUGGGAAAAAAAAGGCAAUGUUGUGGUGUUGACUGAAACGCUGGCUCCACAUUUGAUCAAACGUGUCUAUUUGUAACCCUUGACCUAACAUUCACCCAAAAAAGAAAAUUCUGUCAUUAAUUACUUACCCUCAUGUCGUUCCAAACUUGUAAGACUUUCGUUCAUCUUCUGAACACAAAUGAAGAUCUUUUUAAUGAAAUCUGAGCAAUUUCUGUCUCUCCAUUGACAGCUACGCAACUACCAGUUUGACGCUUCAAAAAGUUCAUAAAGAGAUUGUAAAACUAAUCCAUAUGAAUUGAGUGGUUUAGUACGAAUUUUCUGAAGAGACUUGAUCACUUUAUAUGAUGAACAGAUUUAAUUUAGGCUUUUAUUCGCUUAUAUUAACUCACACAUUAGUUAUGGUAAACGGAAGCUCAAGCAUGUUUGCUUGACGCGUGCUAAAACCAUUGAGCUUCAUUCUCGUGUUACGCAGGUUCAGUUAAGCUUCUGUUUAUGUUCGCUGAUCAAUGUUUAUAUGUGAAUAAAAGCCUAAAUUAAAUCUGUUCAUCAUAAAUAGUGAUCAUGUCUCUUCAGAAAAUUCGUACUAAGCUGCUCAAUUCAUAUGGAUUUGUUUUACGAUCUCUUACCACAGAUUUCAUCAAUCUUAAUUUGUGUUCUGAAGAUGAACGAAAGUCUUACAGGUUUGGAACGACAUGAGGGUGAGUAAUUAAAGGGGACCAAUGCCAAUUUUACAAGAUGUAAUAUAAGUCUCUGGUGUCCCCAGAAUGUGUCUGUGAAGUUUCAGCUCAAAAUACCCCACAGAUCAUUUAUUAUAGUUUGUCAAAUUUGCUCCUAUUUGGGUGUGAGCAAAAACACACCGUUUUUGUGUAUGUCCAUUUAAAUGCAAAUGAGCUGCUGCUCCCCGCCCCCUUUCCAGAAGAGGGCAGAGCUUUAACAGCUCACGCUUCGGUUGCACAACAACAACAAAACUGGAGAAUCUCACGCAGCCAAAAUGAGGAUUGUCAGUAACGGUGUUCAGCCUUACAUUGUUCAAACCGGAGUCGACACUGAUGGAGAGACUCAGGAAGAAGUUACAACUUUUAGAAUGAAACUGGACGUUUCUGAAUGGUUAAUGGAUAAAUUUAUGUAGUUGCUGUGGAGUUGAUUCAACUCAUCGACUAGCAUGUGUCGUCAUGUUAAUCUUUUGUGCAAAUCCAGUGUUGAAUUGACCCUCGUUUGUGAAGCAGUCCGGUGUAAAAUGACGGCAUGACAACAACACUCUACUACAACAACUCUUCCUCUUCUCUAAAGCAGCCCAACAUGGCCUCACCCCCUUUGUUGCAUGUGCCUGGGGGGCGGGGUUUAUGUCAAUUUUAGGGUUUGUGAUGUCACUAACCCGGGAAGAAGCUUGUUGUAGUCCUUAAACAGAGAUUUCUCUAAAAGAAAAUAUCUCCCUUUGCAUUGAACUUUGAGCGUCGUAACUUUGCAGAUGUUGUUUAUGCUCAAACAGCAACAUUACACACUAACUAAAGCUAAAAAAGUGAAAUCAUAAUCAACCACCCCUUUAAUGACAGAAUUUUCAUUUUUGGGUGAACUAACCCUUUAAAGUUAAUCAGUAUACAAACACACAAGGAUGUCCCACCCCAUUUUUUUUUUUUUUUUUUUUUGAGUGCAGAAAGUCUAACCCUAAAGACUAGAUCCUAAAAUCCAGAACUGAAAAGAACUGAAUGUGUGUGGGUGAUUUUUUGAAGCAUUUAUUGACAUUUUAGGUAUUUUGUACAUUUGUCAUCUAUAACGAGGGUCACUAAUAUAAUUGUCUAAAUGUAUAAAUAUGAUACAAUAGAAACAAAAAGAGAAAAAAACAACAACUUGGGUUAACCCAAGAAGAAGUGAACUGUCAAUAUUGCCCCACUUGUAGAAACCAGUUCAAGUCACCGUCUACUAAACAUGUUGCAGCACUGCAGGUUGGAUGUCUCCGUGAAAUAAAAAGGAUGGGUCAUAUGUGAAAUAGCCAUGAUUGCCAAGAAUGAAAAGUUUGUGGCAAAGCAGUCAAUGUUUUGUUGAAUGUUCACUAAAAGAAAUGCAGAGUAUUUGCUACUCUAACUAGUCAGUGUCAUUGGCGGUCUGUGACUGCUGCUUUAUUUUUUAUAAUUUCCCCUUGUCUUUGCUCUACCAAACCCAUUUCAAACAUCGAUAAAUGUAAAUGAUCAAUCCAUGUUUCUGUUCAAUUUUUUUUUUGGUCUGUGUUUUUCUAUUGUCUUUUGUCUUUUCCCCAUUUUUCUUUUUCAAAAUGUCUUUUUUUUUUUUUUUUAGAGAGAAAAUGAAAUGACUUUGCCACAAUGAUUCAUGGAAUGGGAAAUGGUAUUUGCACUUGAAAUUUGUUUAUGCUCAUGUAAAAAUGUCUGGAUUUUGUAUUGUCUUUUUAAAUGAAAGAAAUUGGUGUUCUUAAA